AUGGAUAAAACUCGUAUGCAUUAUGUUCUUAAUUCUUAAAUACAUAUUAGUGAGAGCAACAGGUAGUAGUAAUUAUGCUUGGGCGAUUCAAAUACAUCUGUAAUUUGUACAUAAUGUGCAGCUGGAUAUUUCUUGGUUGGUAUGAUACAAUAAGAUAUUUUAUUAUUAAUAAUAAUAUUAAUAAUAAUUAAAUUAUUUAAUGAAUAUUCAAAGCUGGUAUAUGUAUUCAACCAAACAAUUGUGCUUAGAUGAAUUUAGUAACAGGUACUUGUGAUACUUGUGUGGUUGGUUAUUAUUUCACUCCAAUUCCCAGUUGUAAAUUCUGUAAUCAUGGGAUUACUUCCUAAAUAUCAAUUAAGUGAUUUACAAUAAAUGUCUCGAUAAUUAUAAGAUAUGUACAUCAGGGUAUCAAUAUAAUUUUAUAAUUAACAUAGUUAUACUUGUGCUCAAUAUAAUGAUUAAUACUAUUAAAGUUCCACAUAAUCCAAGUCUGAUUUGUCCAGUAUUCAGAAUGAUGCUAAUGCUGGAUAAUGCUUUGCUUGUAGUGCAAAUAUAACCAAAUGUAUAAAAUGCUAGAACUCAACAAUAUGUGACAAAUGUUUAGAUGGAUAUUAUUACACUGCCUCAUCAGAUUAAUCUAAUAAAGGCACUUGUACCAAAUGUAUGGACCUUUGCUUGUCUUGUUCAAAUUCAGAUACAUGUGAUACCUGUGACACUGUCAAUAACUAUAUCUAUUUACAAACAACUAUCUAAAAUGUAAUUUAUUUAUCAUAAUAUUUAGGCAUGUGCUCUAUGUACUAGUAUCUCAGGAUAUUAAACAUGCUCUACUUAAGGUGGUCAAUUGACAUGUACUGCCUGUUCAACUGGUUAUUUGUUUGAUUCAAAAAAUGUGAUGUUAAUUGUGCUUCCAACUAAUGUUCUUAUACUAAUAAUCAAGUCUAAUGUAGCAAUUGUGUUUAAUACUAUGUAUUGAAAUCAAACACAAGCUGUAUUGCAUGUCCAACUGGAUGUUAAUCUUGUUCAUACAGUGAUUAAGCUUAAACAUAAAUAACAUUUGGAUAAUGCUUUGAUACUUACUAUAAAGAUGAUAACGGUGCAUGUUAACUAUGUUCUUCAUCUAUAACCAAUUGUUAAAAGUGUAGUUACAAUAGUUAAAUACUCCAAUUGUAACUUGCUCAUCAUGUUCAACAAAUACUAAACUUACUAACGAUUCAUUAUUGUGUAAGUCAGCUCCAGCAAAUUGUCUUAGUUAUACAGUGACAAGUUCAACAAAUACAGCUCAAUGUGGUAUUCUUCAUUUGAUGCAAACUACAUAAGAUGUUCAAAGAGCAACGGCACAAUUACUAUUAUUUAAUGCUAGAAUGAAUAUUUCUUAUUUAAUAAUACUUGUGUAUCAGCCAAAGAAUAGAACAUUUAAGCAGCUAAUCUGAAAUUAUAAACUUGCCAAACAAUUGCUACUGGUAAAUAAUGUUAAUCUCGUUUGCCAGCCGCUUUGAGAACAAAUCCUCCUUAAAGUGGAGUAUGUUCUUAUUGCAACUGUAGUUCAAAUAAGGGUGGCUGUACAGCAACUGUUUCUGGAGCAAAUUCUAGUGUGACAUGUUCACCUCAUCCAGCUUGUUUACCAGGCUUUUACCUUAAUGGAUCAUCUUGACUUCCAUGUCAAUCAACAGCAAGUGAUAUCUAAGGGUCCGAAACCUGUUGUGGUCUUGGAUUAAUUUAACUUCUGGACACUGAUAAAUGUGUUCCAUAAGGUGCAACUGAAAAGUAAUAACUAUUGGCAUCAAAUGCAAAUGGUUAAACUUGUGAUAUGGGCUAUUAUUAUAACACUAACAACUUAAAAUGUGAGAUUUGCAUUAGCAAUUGUGAUUCUUGUGCCGAUGCUACCCCAUGCAAAACAUGUUCUCUCAACUAUACAUUACUCAAAACUAGUAAGGGUGUAUCAUAUGUGUUGAUCAAGUGUCUUGUAGUUGAUUCUACUAAAGGAUGUACUGCUUGCUAAUAUGGAUUCUAUUUAUUAAACAUUAAUGGCAUUGGAUAUUGCUUGUAAUGUUUAUCUCCAUUAACUAAUGUAAUAUCUAAAGUUAUUUUCUAUUAGUCAAUUUGCAGAGCCUAUUCCAAUUAAGCUCCUAAUGUUACAGUUUCACCUGCAGCUUCAGUAGCAGUAUCAUCCAAUCCAUCCUAUGUUUGUGACAAUGGAGAUUAUUGGAAUAGUUAAUACUGUUCUCCAUGCAAACCAGUGCCAACUACUGGUAAAAAUACUUCUCCAAUGGAUAUUGUAUAUGCUCAACUUGAAUUGGUAGUAUAACUUCUUUUUGCUUCUUAAGUCUCAACAAAUGCAAAUCCAUAUUUCAAUAAUUUCCCCUCCUAAUGUUCAGCCUGCACAAAUCUAAUUGUAUUACAUGUACUGGUCCCACCUGUUUGUACUACUUGUCAAAAAGGAUACUUCUGGCAAACCUGAUAAUAUCUUU
Paramecium octaurelia is the source of this 2468-nucleotide messenger RNA. The record is from the annotation of a GenBank genome assembly. Lineage: Eukaryota; Ciliophora; Oligohymenophorea; Peniculida; Parameciidae.